Fundulus heteroclitus (mummichog) is the source of this 3773-nucleotide messenger RNA. RefSeq names its product protein tyrosine phosphatase receptor type Na (gene ptprna). Lineage: Eukaryota; Metazoa; Chordata; Actinopteri; Cyprinodontiformes; Fundulidae. Gene Ontology annotation, cellular component: secretory granule. The record is from RefSeq and is a predicted model, not a curated record. Gene Ontology annotation, biological process: protein dephosphorylation. Gene Ontology annotation, molecular function: protein tyrosine phosphatase activity.
AUGCAACAUCUGAAGCCAUGGCGAGCUCUGCUCCUUUUGGCGGUGCUCUACCAACCAGCUGUCUCGGAGAAAUACGGUUGCCUGUUUGAGAGAAAAUUGUGCAUGAGGGAUCAGUUCUGCUCUGAUGAUGGGCUGUUUGGCCAGUGUCGGAGCUCCAGCCAGGACCUGGUCCAGUACCAGGUGACAGUUCCUGUGCUGAAGAGGAUGCAGGAAGUCCUCAAACAGCUCAUGUUGCAAGGUCUGUCAUGGCAAGAUGACAUCACCCAGUAUAUCUUAUCAAAAGAGCUAAAGAGAGUUCCCCAUAACACUGUUCCCUCGAAGCCAAGCUCCUCCUCGCCCUCUUCUCAUUUUUCUCACUCAAAACAGCACGUCUCCCACCACCCCAACUCCAAACAGGGACCCACAUCUUCUGGCGGUAAAUAUGUGGACUAUAUGUAUGUGGAGCCUCCUCAGUCCCCGCUGCGCAUGCAAGCAGCGUCCUUGGACCCGUACGCAUACCACCAGCAGAGAUACCAAGAUGAAGAGGAGAGAUCUCUUCUGAGCGCGGGAGGCGGAUAUGCCCGCCCACCUUCCAGGUCCCAGGCCAGCCAGAGAGAACGAGAGCGAGACAGGCAGCUGCUGCAGGAAGCUCUGUCGCUCUACCUGGCUUCUGCACAGCCGUCUCAGCGGCACAGAGGGUCUGCUCCCAUAGCUCCUGCAGCUCUCCCUUAUUAUCAGGACAUAGAGAUACCAGUGGACUAUGUGGAAGACUACACCCUAGAGGAGAGGCUUGGUACUGCAGGCAGACAACAAAACUUGCAGAAUAAGAAAGUGCCACAGGACUCUGCUUCCCUGGCUGCUAACAAUGAUGGCUUGCUCCAGAGGAUGUUGGGUGUCUUGCAGAGGUACAACAUUGAUCCCAGGGAACUCAGUCAGGAGCAGCUCUACAAGCUGGCUCUCAUUCUGCAGCUGUUGCAAGGGCAGGAGAAAACCGACCCAAAUGAGAAAGAUCUCAUCGCUCUUAAGCAGAUGCAGUUUUUGCAAAAAGAGAGUAUGCCUAAACCAGAGAAGGCUGCUUCUGUUCCUGGUCCACUUGAUGCUCCUGCCGCUUCCUCCGCUCCACUCCCUGAUAAAACCCUAGCUAAGAAUGCCAGCCUCCCCACGUCUGCCUCCAGACCUCCACAGGCUGUCCCUGCUGAAUUUGAAAAAGGCUUUAAAGAGCCUUUAGUGGAGGGUACCGGAGGCAAAGAGGAAUAUGGUUACAUCGUCACCAACCAGAGUCCCCUGAGUCUGUAUGACGGAGUGAAGCUGUUGCAGCUUCUGGCUGAAAAAAUACACCUGACAACCAGCAGCUUCAUCAACAUCAGCGUGGUGGGUCAGGCGCUGACUUUCCGCAUCCGCCAGAAUGAACACAACAUGACGGCUGCAGAGGUGGCCGCCAAAGCCGAAUCUGAGAAGAACUUUCUGGAGUCUGAGACUGGCCUGAAAAUUGUCCAGACUGGGGUUGGAGAGAGAACAGAUGCACGAGGUCUUCCUCAGGUCAUUAGGGUUCCCCCAGGAUCCAGCGGUACAGUCGUCACCCUUGUUUCCAUGGCAGUGGUUGGCGGUGUGCUCGUCCUGGCCAUGGGGGUGGCGUGUUUCAGGCACUACGGUCAUCAGGUGGCCAACGGGAAGCUCGGCCUGGGCCCAGAAGGAGGAGCAGACACACACUUUGACUACCAGGAGCUCUGCCGGCAGCACAUGGCAUCCAAAUCCUCCCUCUGCCGCCAAGAUUGCGUUGCAGGGGUGAGCGGCGGCAUUGCGGGGCCUGCCACGGGAGCUGGAGCUGGCGGACGGAGGGGCACUGACACGUCCCGUGUCAGCAGCGUGUCCUCCCAGUUCAGCGACGGCCCGCAGCACAGCCCGUCCUCCACUCACAGCUCUACCCCAUCCUGGAGCGAGGAGCCAGCCCAGUCUAAUAUGGACAUUUCCACGGGUCACAUGAUACUGGCGUACAUGGAGGACCACCUGCGUAACAAGGACCGGCUGCAGAAGGAGUGGGAGGCUCUGUGCUCCUACCAGGCGGAGCCCUGCUCUGUAGCUGUGGCCCAGGAGCCUGCCAACAUGGACCGAAAUCGUCACGCUGAAGCCCUCCCCUAUGAUCACUCUCGUGUGAAGCUGAAGCACGACGUAAACCCCAAUAAACAAGAUUACAUCAACGCCAGUUUUAUCUUUGAUCAUGACCCUCGCCAACCAGCCUAUAUUGCCACACAGGGACCUCUGCCACACACUGUUGCUGAUUUCUGGCAGAUGGUUUGGGAGAAUGGCUGCACAGUGAUCGUGAUGAUGACCGCUCUGGUGGAAGACGGGGAGAAGCAGAGCGAACGGUACUGGCCAGAUGAGGGUUCUUCUCUCUACCACAUCUAUGAGGUGAAUCUGGUGUCAGAGCACAUCUGGUGUAAGGACUUCCUGGUGCGCAGCUUCUACUUAAAGAACGUCCAGACGCAGGAGACAAGAACAUUGACUCAGUUUCACUUGCUGAGCUGGCCGGGUGACGGCAUUCCCACCUCCACGAGACCGCUGCUCGACUUUCGCAGGAAGGUGAAUAAAUGUUACCGAGGUCGUUCCUGUCCCAUCAUUGUUCACUGCAGCGAUGGGACGAGCAGGGCUGGCACGUACAUCCUCAUUGACAUGGUGCUGAAUCGCAUGGCUAAAGGAGUAAAGGAGAUCGACAUCGCAGCCACAUUGGAGCACAUCAGAGACCAGAGGCCUGGACUGGUUCGCACCAAGGACCAGUUUGAGUUUGCACUGACAGCAGUUGCCGAGGAGGUGAACGCCAUCUUGAAAGCCCUGCCGCAGUAGCCGAGGAACAUGACCGCAACACACCAAAAUAACGUGCUCCAAAGGAGAUAUCCCUCAGAUCUGUUUAAUCUAGGUUCAUUGUACCGAGAAGAGUCGGAUCAGCCACACAGAAACAUAAAUGUCAUUACAGCCUCGUUUUCCCGUUGACUUUGUUGAUUUUUUAAAGCUUUUUAAGGCUUAACGACAUGAAAUAAGGGUGGUGACUGGUGUCUGGCUGGAUACAGAUAGGACCACAUUUACUCAAAGUCCACAGCACACACAUAACAUCUAUCUUUGGUCUCUGACAAGUCCACCUAACUACAAAAGGAUGCAGCCAUCAGACGUAAAAUUAAAACACUUGUGCCUGUUUGAGUAUAGAUCUAUGUUUUACCAAGUGUCUCCCAUGAGUGAAGAAUAUUUAUGUGGCCAGUCAGAGAGGAGACAAAAUACCUCCGUAUGACUAUGAUGUCAUAAAAUAUAUCUCAGUGCCCGCUGGAUAACAAACUUGACUUUUUUGCUGCAUUGAAUGACCAAUGUUAAAACCAAACAUCUAUUGCAUCCAUCUUACUAAGGCAAGUAAGAUUAAUGUCAAUUUUAAAUAUUCGGAUGUGGUGUUUUGUGUCAAAAGAACUUUGAAGUGUCAAUGGUGUCGCUUUCUGGACUUAUUUUUGUUUUUACCUCUGAGGCUUUGUCUUUGGCUUGCAGAUGCGUCCUCUUCCAGCGCUGCUUCUUUAAUCAAUGGAUGGCAUCCACUGACAUCACCGGCUCUUUCUAUUUCUGUGCACACCGUUGCUUUGCUCGUAUUCCUUUACCAUUUUGGUCAAUGUGUGCCCUUGUGAUUAUUGUAAAUAAUUCAUGCUGAUGAUUGUGUUUAUUUCAUGUAGCAGACAAAUAGAAAAUAUCUAUAAAAAAUGUAUUUUUGACUUGACCUAAAUAAAUUUGUGAUGUGAUGCAGCAGAAAAAAAAUAAUAAUU